GACAUUGUUGCUGGAGCCCCUGUUUUUAAGAAAGCAUAACCCCUACUGUAGAGCUAAAUGCACUGUGCGUGAAACUUGGAAAAAAACCAAUGUAUAAGCCUGUCGACCCUUACUCUCGGAUGCAGUCCACCUAUAACUACAACAUGAGAGGAGGUGCUUAUCCCCCAAGGUACUUUUACCCAUUUCCAGUACCACCUUUACGUUAUCAAGUUGAACUUUCUGUGGGGGGACAGCAAUUUAAUGGGAGAAAGACGAGACAGGCUGCGAAACACGAUGCUGCUGCAAAAGCUUUGAGGAUCUUGCAGAACGAACCGCCCCCUGAGAGGCUGGAGGUGAAUGGAAGAGAAUCAGAAGAAGAAAAUCUCAAUAAAUCUGAAAUAAGUCAAGUGUUUGCGAUUGCACUUAAACGGAACUUGCCUGUGAAUUUUGAGGUUGCCCGGGAGAGUGGCCCACCCCACAUGAAGAGCUUUGUGACCACGGUCUCCGUCUUGGUCUCGGUUGGGGAGUUUGUGGGGGAAGGUGAAGGGAAGAGCAAGAAGAUUUCAAAGAAAAACGCUGCUAUAGCUGUUCUUGAGGAGCUGAAGAAGUUACCACCCUUGCCUGCAGUUGAGCGAGUGAAGCCCAGAAUCAAAAAGAAAACAAAAUCCAUAGUCAGGCUGCAGAGCAGGCCGGAAUACGGCCAGGGGAUGAACCCGAUUAGCAGAUUGGCCCAGAUCCAGCAGGCCAAAAAGGAGAAGGAGCCAGAGUACCUGCUCCUCACUGAGCGAGGCCUCCUGCGCCGCAGGGAGUUUGUGAUGCAGGUGAAGGUGGGAAACCACACCGCAGAAGGAUCAGGCACCAAUAAGAAGGUGGCCAAACGCAAUGCAGCUGAGAACAUGCUGGAAAUCCUUGGUUUCAAAGUCCCGCAGGCUCAGCUCACCAAACCAGCCCUCAAAUCAGAGGAGAAGACACCCAUAAAGAAACCAGGGAAUGGAAGAAAAGUAACCUUUUUUGAACCUGGCUCUGGGGAUGAAAAUGGGACUAGCAAUAAAGAGGCCGAGUUUAGGAUGCCUUAUCUUAGUCAUCAGCAGCUGCCUGCUGGAAUUCCUCCCAUGGUGCCCGAGGUUGCCCAGGCUGUAGGAGUCAGUCAAGGACAUCACACCAAAGAUUUCACCAGGGUAGCUCCGAAUCCUGCCAAGGCUACGGUAACUGCCAUGAUAGCGCGUGAAUUGUUGUAUGGGGGCACCUCGCCUAUAGCCGAGACCAUUUUAAAGAAUAACAUCUCUUCAGGCCACGUACCCCAUGGACCUCUCACGAGACCCGCUGAGCAGCUGGACUAUCUUUCCAGAGUCCAGGGAUUCCAGGUUGAAUACAAAGACUUCCCCAAAAACAACAAGAACGAAUUUGUAUCUCUUAUCAACAACUGCUCCUCUCAGCCGCCCCUGAUCAGCCACGGUAUUGGAAAGGAUGUGGAGUCCUGCCACGAUAUGGCUGCACUGAACAUUUUAAAGUUGCUGUCUGAGUUGGACCAACAAAAUACAGAGAUGCCAAGAACAGGAAAUGGACCAAUGUCUGUGUGUGGGAGGUGCUGAAACUUAACUGUCCAGGAACCAUUGAAAAAUCCCAACAUAUAUACUUAAAAUACUUAAAAUACUGAAACUGCUUUGAAAAUUUGGAACUUCUGAUACCUCCAGUGGGCCGAGAGACACCAUGGGUAAAGGACUGGAGACAGCAGUGGUGAAGAAGGCAGGGCCCGGAGAAGCAGCUGCUGUGGGGCGAGGUGGGCCUGCCAAGCACCCCUGGCUCCACUGGGAAAUCAGCAGGUCCGUGCCCCAGGCACCCUAGUGCUUGGUUUUGGUGGGGGUUUUUGUUUUGUUUUUUGGGGUGUUUUUAUUUUUUUUUUCUUGCUGUGUGAAAGAAGAAACUCAAACUGGCUCACUCAAACACUUUGGGACAAACCCUGGACAGCACGCUGGAGAGAGGCCUUAGUCUGGCCCCAGAGCUGAAAGCACCAGAGAAAAUCAAAUGCUUCCUCCUCAGCCUGAGCUGACCUUUUUGGCGUGCUCUGGCCCACAGCUCCUGCAGUACCCACACCGUCACCACUGCUCUCUUCCAAGAGAUAUGUAUUCUUAGUUUCAGUAUUUUCUUUUGAUUGAAAUGACACUAUAUAAAUUUUCAUUUGAGAGUUUCUCAAUUGUAUCUAGUUACAUAGCACAGUUUAGAAACUUGUCUGAGACUGACUUUAUCAGUAAUCUAACCGGCAAAGAUCAUAUCCAUGUGUAUGUGGUUAUACAUUUUUAUUUCAUUGGACUAACCCAGGACCAUUUCAGUGAUGCAAAUUGUUUGCCCUCUGGUUUAGCUGAAACAGUCCUGGACUUCUCAGAAACCUUGAUGAAGUCUCCCACAGUUGUAUAAAUUGGAUAAUUCAGGAAUUUUAAACUUUAAAUGAUCAUUUGGUUCUUUUUCUAUUUUAUUUUUGUUAAUGCAACAGGACUUAAAUAAAUGAACUUUUAUCUUUGCUUUAAAGAUUAUUAAAAUUGUGUGUAUAUACUU
Hippopotamus amphibius kiboko is the source of this 2532-nucleotide messenger RNA. RefSeq names its product double-stranded RNA-binding protein Staufen homolog 1-like. NCBI's taxonomy places the organism in Eukaryota, Metazoa, Chordata, Mammalia, Artiodactyla, Hippopotamidae. The record is from RefSeq and is a predicted model, not a curated record.